Pristis pectinata (smalltooth sawfish) is the source of this 2434-nucleotide messenger RNA. It is a transcript of the gene atg4c, whose product is annotated as autophagy related 4C, cysteine peptidase. The record is from RefSeq and is a predicted model, not a curated record. Gene Ontology annotation, molecular function: protein-phosphatidylethanolamide deconjugating activity. Lineage: Eukaryota; Metazoa; Chordata; Chondrichthyes; Rhinopristiformes; Pristidae.
GGCGACGCCAUUUUGGGGGAGGAGCGUCCGUCCGCCCGGAAGCAGCGGGGAGUCACUGUCGGUAAAUUUUUCAUACAUCAAAGUAAGGAAAGCUGAGAUGGCAAUAUCUGUUGAAGGCUGAAAAUGAAAGAUAGUGAACCUGAUGAAGUGGAUAAACUGAAGUCAAAAUUUAUGUCUGCAUGGCACAAUGUGAAGUAUGGCUGGGUUGUGAGAACCAAAACAAAGUUUAGUAGAAACUCGCCUGUCUUUUUUGCUGGGAAAUGCUAUCAUUUCAAGUCAGAGGGAAUAGAUGAGAGUGCAUCAGGCUGCACAGAUGCAGUUACAAACACUGAACUGAUUUCAGGUAACGUGCAUCAGUUCCGUAAGGACUUCAUCACUAGGAUUUGGCUAACAUACCGCUGUGAGUUCCCACAGUUAAAAGGAUGCACUCUCACAACAGAUUGUGGCUGGGGCUGCACCCUGAGGUCUGGUCAAAUGUUGUUAGCACAAAGUCUUCUGCUCCAUUUUCUUGGUCGAGAUUGGGUCUGGGCAGACGUGCCACAAAUAGUUCCCUUGGAAUCUGAGUUAUUCAAAUCCAAGACAUCCGAGUCUGAUGAUGAUGCAGGUUUUACCUUCCUGCCACCUUUAGAAAAAGCACUACAGGACACAAGUGAACAACCGGACUUAUCAAGUAAUGAAAAACGAUCUCUAAAUCCAGUCAGUACAACGGAUGAGGAUGAAAAAUUGCACAGAACUAUAAUCACUUGGUUAGGGGACAAUCCAGCAGCAACAUUUGGAAUACAUAAACUGAUAGAGUUGGGUGAAAACUCUGGCAAGCGAGCUGGGGAUUGGUAUGGCCCAUCUGUAGUUGCACACAUUUUAAGGAGAGCAGUGGAAGAUGCAGUGGAGCCCGAGCUGCAAGGAAUAACAGUUUAUGUUGCUCAGGACUGUACGGUUUAUAUUGCUGAUGUAAUGGAAAAACACUUACAAACUGUUGAAUGUGGAAUACCAAAUUCAUCGGACAGGAAUGCUGUUGUUAUCCUAAUACCGGUGAGACUUGGAGGAGAGAAGGUCAACCUGGAAUACAAAGAGAUUGUAAAGGGGAUCUUGAGUCUUGAGUUCUGUGUUGGAAUCAUUGGCGGGAAGCCAAAGCAGUCUUUCUACUUUGUGGGAUUUCAAGAUGACAGUUUAAUUUACAUGGAUCCUCAUUACUGCCAAUCAUUCGUGGAUGUCAGCAUGGAGGAUUUUCCACUUGAGUCCUAUCACUGUCCAUCUCCAAAAAAGAUGCCAUUUGGUAAAAUGGAUCCCAGCUGCACAAUAGGACUUUAUUCAUCCAGCGAAUACUAUUUUGAACAAAUAAUUGAUGAAGUAACAAAGGUUUUGAACUCUCCUUCUUCCAAGGAGAAAUAUCCACUAUUUACUUUUUCAAGGGGGCAUGCUAAGGAUUAUGAAGUUGAUAAACAUUGCACACUGAAAACUGAAUCAGCAGCACAGGACUCCGGGACUCGGAGGAGGAAAGCGGAGAGGUUGAGUAAUGAAGAAUUUGUUUUGUUGUAACAGAACUGCACAGUAACUACAAUGGGGUUUCCUGCCAUUGCUGGCAGAAACAAUGGGUGCCUAUUAAUAUUGAUGGAUAAUCUGUGAUGAGAGCUUGAUAAUUUUAAAAAGUUUGUAAAAGUAUAUAUUUACUGUGUAUAAAAAUGUAAACUUCAGUGUCUUUUUUGUAAUUUACUAUAAAUAAAAUUGUGUAAAUAGUUUUUCCACAGCUAAACACUUUUUUCCUAUGAUUUUCUUCAUGCAUCUUUAUUUUCUUCACCUCGUGAAGUUAAAUCAAAGCCAUUUAAGAUCAGAAAAAGAAUUAUUAUGGAGACAUUGUGAUGGGAUUAAUAAAUGAAUCAGUAAUCAUGCACUAGCCAAAAAUUCUCCAGUUAUCCUGCCUCAGUUUGAACAAACUCCCUUACAUUUAUGUAGUCUCCUCCUUGACCUUGCUGGUAUGGGCUUGAAAUCAUGACUGAUUGGUAGCCUAACUGCAUUUACCUGCAUCCCCCUUUUAUCUCUUAAUACAGUUAGUAUCAAAAACCAGUCUCUGAUUUAAAGUUAAUAAUUGACCAUUGUCAUUUGUGAAACUUCCUAGUUUCUACCACCCUCUGCAUAGAGUAUAAUCAUAAUGAAAAAAAGAAAAUGAUGGACAUGCAGGUUAGCAUAACGCUACUACAAUGCCAGUGACCCAGGUUCAGUUCUGGCCACUGUCUGUAAGGAGUUUGUAUGUUUGCCCCGUGUCUGCAUGGGUUUCUUCCGGGUGCUCGGGUUUCCUCCCACAUUCCAAAGACGUACAGGUUAGGAAGUUGUGGGCAUUCUAUGUUGGCGCUGGAAGCGUGGCGACAGUUGCGGGCUGCCCGCAGAACACUCUACUCUAAAGAUGCAUUUCAAUGUAUGUUUUGAUGUACAUGUGACU